Molecule: messenger RNA, 1722 nt
Organism: Fraxinus pennsylvanica
Lineage: Eukaryota; Viridiplantae; Streptophyta; Magnoliopsida; Lamiales; Oleaceae
Source: the annotation of a GenBank genome assembly
AUGGAACGAACUUUGGUGUUACUGAUAAUUUAUUCAGUUUUGGUGGGACUUAAUGUUUUUGCAUGGGCAGAAGCUGGGUUAUUAAAUCCAUCCCAGUUGGAAAUGUUUGUUGAUGAACUCCCAAACAUGCCUAAAAUCAAAGGCUAUAAUGUUGUAAAUGGUUUUCCAGCUCCCAAGUCUCUCAAGGUUGGCAUGUUUCACAAGAAAUGGAAAUUCCAUAGAGAUCUUCCUCCAACUCCAGUAUUUGCAUUUGGUUUAUCAAAGCAUGCUGCAACAAUUCCUGGUCCUACAAUUGAAGCUCUUUACGGAAUUCAAACUUAUAUAAAAUGGAGAAAUUAUCUUCCCUCGAAGCACAUAUUGCCCUGGGAUCCAACUAUUCCAACUGCCAUACCGUCCACGAAGAAGGGCAUCCCUACAGUUGUGCACCUCCACGGAGGCAUAGAUGAACCUGAGAGCGAUGGAUUCUCAACCUCGUGGUUCACUGCCAAAUUCAAAGAGCGGGGACCUACAUGGUCGAAGAAAAAGUAUCACUACCAAAAUUUUCAGCAUCCGGGGAACCUAUGGUACCAUGAUCAUGCUUUGGGGCUGACUAGAGUUAACAUUUUGGCUGGCUUGUUAGGCGCCUACAUCAUUCGGGAUCCAAAAGUGGAGGCACCACUUAGAUUGCCAUGUGAUGAAGAAUUUGAUCGUCCAUUGGUCAUAUUUGAUAGGAGCUUUUGGACUAAUGGUUCAAUAUUCAUGAAUUCGACAGGAAGUAAUCCAUCAAUACAUCCACAGUGGCAAAUGGAGUAUUUUGGCGAUGCAAUCAUAGUCAAUGGGAAGGCAUGGCCCCACAUGGUCGUGAGGCGACGAAAAUAUAGGUUCAGAAUUAUUAAUGCUAGCAAUGCAAGGUUUUUCAAAUUCUAUUUUGUCAAUGGUUUAAGAUUUAUCUACUUGGCGUCUGAUUCAGCAUAUAAUGCAAGACCGAUAAUGGUCAACGACAUCCUUUUGGCCCCAUCUGAAAUUGCUGAUGUGGUCAUUGACUUCUCGGAGUCAAAUUCUGAUUCAGUUAUUUUGGCUAAUAAUGCAUCAUAUCCCUAUCCUUCUGGAGACCCUGUCAAUGAAGCCAAUAGCAAAGUCAUGAAAUUUAUCAUAAAAUCCCACCAUGAGUUGGACACGUCAAGAAUACCAAAAAAAUUGAUCCAUUAUCCUUCCCCAAAUUUAGCUAGUGCGUCACUGACACGGUACAUUGCCUUGUAUGACUACAUGAGCAAGAACGAUGAACCUAUAUAUUUGUCCAUCAACGGAAAAUCAUAUGAAGAACCAGCAACUGAGACACCAAAAGUGGGGGCAACAGAGAUUUGGACUGUGAUCAAUUUAACGGAAGAAAAUCACCCAAUGCAUAUUCAUCUCGGACUUUUUGUAGCCUUGGAUCAAACGGAAUUGGUGAACAUUGAUGAAUUUAAAGAUUGUAUGUUGGAGAACUACGACGCUAUCAAGUGCCAUGUUGGCAAGUAUGCGCGUGGAAAGAAGAUAGAGGUACCGGCUCAUGAGAAGGGAUGGAAAAAUGUUUACAAGAUGAUGCCUGGAUAUGUUACAAGAAUACUAGUCAGGUUUUCUUACAUUCAUUCAAACGAAUCAUAUCGGUUUGACGCAACUGCAGAACCUGGCUACGUCUAUCACUGCCAUGUCUUAGAUCAUGAGGACAAUGUGAUGAUAAGGCCAUUGAAAUUAAUCAAGUAG